Molecule: messenger RNA, 1322 nt
Organism: Lepisosteus oculatus (spotted gar)
Lineage: Eukaryota; Metazoa; Chordata; Actinopteri; Semionotiformes; Lepisosteidae
Source: RefSeq, a predicted model, not a curated record
UUAGCUUAGUGAGAGUCCAGUUAUUUCUGUGAUGUGUAGUAGUUUAUGCCCUUUGGGAACAUUUUGCAUGUCUGUCCUAUUGGUUGGAUAGUCUAGGGCUUUGUUGAGCUACAGUAGCUCUGUGGGAGGAGCUAUUGUCAGAAUUGUAUCUUUAAUGAUACAACCCCAAAUAGGGUAAGAACUAACACAGCUGUUGAAGCAAGGUUCAAUCUGCUGUAGACUGCAUCAGACAGCCAUACAGUAUGAAGAUAAUUGGAAUGGUAGCUACUGUCAUGUACAUCAUGUAUGUCUUUUGCAGACUGAUCUGUCCAGUUGUAGCAUCUGGGAGUAUAGAUUCCAGCUCUACACACCACAACAAGAGUAAUACAUUUGCAGACCAGUGUCUGGGUCCUGACUCUCUGAAGCUCUGCAGCAUGGCGGAACUGUGCUGCCCGCAAAUCGUGGUGGAUGCACAGGGCUGGAUAGCGGCAGCAAUAGGUUGGAGUCUCUUGUUUUUCACACUCAUCCUACUUGCAGUCAAGAGACUUAGCACAAUGGGAAUGGAAGCACAUGCCAAGACCACAGAAGCCUGAAAAAAUAAGUUCCUAAAAAUAAUUCUGGCAGGGGAAAUUAUGGGAAACUGUUAAACAAUGUAACAUUUAAAGCAAUACCUGGCAGCUGAAUUACAUCCCUUCCCAUUUUAUAAAUGCCUUAUACUUGCGUGGAAUGUCAUCUUCAUUCUGUUUUCCACUGUGUUUUAUUUUUUAACUUUCUGGAAAAUUACUCUCUAGAUCAGUGGUUCACAAACCUGAUUUAAUAUUUCAUCGAAAGUCCUUGGUCAGCACACCAGGGAGCAUUGGUUUAAAAAUUCUGGUAUAGUUUAAGAGUUUCCAUAAUACAGGAUUAAGAAAUGAAACAAUUACAUUCUAAAUUAAGAGAAUAUGUAGUUGAGAAAUAUAAGUAAAUCAAAAUCAAAUAAUAACCCUAUCUAUGUGUAAUAUACACUUUACACUGUUUGUAUCAUUUGUAUACUUCUAAUUUAAAAAUAUUUAAAAUAUAUCUUUCUUAAGCACAUUACUGUAUACAUAAAAAUGUCUGACGUAAUAUCAAAGUAAAUAAGAUGUUUACAAAACAUUAUACAUAACUUAAAUAAAAGUCAGAUGAAUUACAAAUUAUGAGAUUAUUGCAAUAAUAUGGUGUCUUUAUUAUGAUGUAGUACUUGAUUCCCGUUUUAAUGCAGUAUGAUGUAUGCUUUGAUUAUUAUAAAAUAUGUGUAUGUAGUUUUUCAUACAGAGUUUAUAAGUGGUUUAAUUUAUCAUAUAAAGAUGCAUCUGAGAGAUAGA